GGACGGUUCUUUCACGACAGAGAAGCUCGCAUCGGUGUCUCUCACCAGCCACCUUACGAGCCUACUUUCCUCUUUCACCACCACUGUCGAGGUAGCCAUGGCGACCAGCGCCGUGCCAAGUGACAACCUGCCAACAUACAAGCUGGUCGUGGUGGGGGAUGGUGGCGUUGGGAAAAGUGCGCUAACCAUCCAGUUUUUCCAGAAAAUCUUUGUGCCGGACUAUGACCCCACGAUUGAGGACUCGUAUCUGAAACACACUGAAAUAGAUGGACAAUGGGCAAUACUGGAUGUGCUCGACACAGCCGGUCAAGAGGAGUUCAGCGCAAUGAGGGAGCAGUACAUGAGGACGGGAGAUGGCUUCCUCAUCGUCUUCUCCGUCACAGACAAGGCCAGCUUUGAACACGUUGACCGGUUCCAUCAGCUCAUACUACGGGUCAAAGACCGGGAGGCCUUCCCCAUGGUUCUGGUUGCAAACAAAGUGGACUUGGUUCAUCUGAGAAAGGUGACAACAGACCAGGGCCAAGAGAUGGCUGCUAAACAUAAUAUAACUUAUAUUGAAACCAGUGCCAAGGAUCCCCCUAUGAAUGUGGACAAAGCCUUUCACGAGUUGGUCCGAGUUAUACGACAACAAAUUCCUGAGCGAAACCUGAAAAAGAAAAAGAAGAUGAAAUGGAGGGCGGAGCGUUCCACGGGCUCCCGCAGGUUCCACUGCGCCAUAUUGUGACCUCGCGUGUUCUUCGUUUCUUACAUAAAGACACAAACCAAAAUGCACA
Molecule: messenger RNA, 773 nt
Organism: Nematolebias whitei (Rio pearlfish)
Lineage: Eukaryota; Metazoa; Chordata; Actinopteri; Cyprinodontiformes; Rivulidae
Product: ras-related protein M-Ras
Exons: 6
Coding region: 98-724 (208 amino acids)
Biological process (GO): signal transduction
Cellular component (GO): plasma membrane
Molecular function (GO): GTP binding; GDP binding; GTPase activity
Source: RefSeq, a predicted model, not a curated record